This is a messenger RNA of Pangasianodon hypophthalmus (striped catfish), 3117 nucleotides long. RefSeq names its product relaxin family peptide receptor 3.2a (gene rxfp3.2a). Gene Ontology annotation, cellular component: membrane. The transcript has a single exon. The record is from RefSeq and is a predicted model, not a curated record. Gene Ontology annotation, molecular function: G protein-coupled receptor activity. Gene Ontology annotation, biological process: immune response; G protein-coupled receptor signaling pathway. The coding region runs from base 377 to 1588 and encodes 403 amino acids. Lineage: Eukaryota; Metazoa; Chordata; Actinopteri; Siluriformes; Pangasiidae.
GCGCGGCGCGAGAUCAGUGAGCUCUCUCUCUCGUAUAAAACUGCAGCGCGAGCGCGGCGCGAGAUCAGUGAGCUGCGAGUGAGGAACAGACAGCUCGACAGGUUUUCUUUUACUCCUCUCUGUUUACCUUACCUAGUAAAAUGGACCGUGAAAUAGUACAUUUUUAGGUCGUUCAACAGCAACAACAACAACAACAACAAGCAGACUCGGGUCAGAACUAAGGAAACAGAUUUCAGAAGCCAGUAUGGACGAAAUGGAAACUUCUGUGUUGUUUAUUAUCUCGUACAACUAAUCAUUAUCCAUUAUCAAGAUUUCUAAAACAACUUGCUUGUCUCUGUGAUUAUCACUAGAAGUUUGUAACUUUGUGAAGACAGACAUGCAGCACAACAGCAGCAGUACUUCUUCACUGCCUGGUUUGGGACUGUGUGGUCUCGGAGUAGACGAAGGUGAAGACCUGUGGAACCGGAGCACAGGGACCCAACGCAACCUCUCUCUCCGCUGCUGGCUCCAGCUGUUGUCCAAAGAAGCCAUGCCAGAGCUGUACGGUGACACAUCGAGUAUGGCCCUGCGCGUAGUCAUUGCUCUCGUCUACCUGGUGGUGUGUGCUCUCGGGCUGGUGGGUAACCUGCUGGCGCUGUACCUGCUCAAAUCUCGGCACCGGCUCAAGCAAUCAUCCAUAAACUGUUUUGUCAUGAGUUUGGCUAUAACAGACCUUCAGUUUGUACUGACACUUCCCUUCUGGGCUGUGGACACAGCAUUGGACUUUCGCUGGCCAUUUGGCAAGGUCAUGUGCAAGAUCAUCAGCUCAGUCACCACCAUGAAUAUGUAUGCCAGCGUCUUCUUCCUGACAGCCAUGAGUGUGGCGCGUUACUGUUCUCUGGCCACGUCCUUACGCAUGCACAGCCCUAAGAUGGCAUCGGCUGAGGUGAAAUGGGCAAGUGUGGCCAUCUGGCUCGUGUCUCUGUUGGCAACGCUGCCUCAUGCUGUCUACUCAACCACGGCGCAAGUGUCAGAUGAUGAACUUUGCCUUGUACGCUUCUCAGACCUGGGAAACUGGGAUCCACAGCUUUUGCUGGGUCUCUAUCAGACACAAAAAGUGCUCCUGGGUUUUGUCAUUCCACUGAUUAUUAUCUGUGUUUGCUACCUGCUUCUGCUGCGCUUUGUGUUGCAAAGACGAGUCAGUGGGAUCCCCGGGUCGGACAGUGAACGGGGGAGGCACAAGCGCCGUUCCAAAGUCACCAGAUCUGUCACCAUUGUGGUCCUGUCAUUCUUCCUGUGCUGGCUGCCCAACCAGGCACUGACACUUUGGGGUGUCCUAAUCAAGUUUGACUUGGUGCCAUUUAGCAAGGCCUUCUAUAAUGCCCAGGCCUACGCUUUCCCCAUUACUGUGUGCCUCGCACACACCAAUAGCUGUCUCAAUCCAGUACUUUACUGCCUCAUCCGUCAGGAGUAUCGCGCCAGUCUCAAGAAGCUGCUUCUGAGAGCCACACCAUCCUUACGCAACCUGACCAAUAUGGUGCGCAGGAAUAAGAAGGUCGCCGAUGCUCCACCUGGCUUGGCUGUCGUACAGAUGGAUGCUGGGCUGUGAAGUAGUGCAUGGAGCCAUAUGCAUGGGACAUGUGGUCAUCCCAGAUCAUCAAACCAGUUUUGUACUGGCACCCAGCAAGUUAUGAUUAGACUAAUACUGGUGAGCUCUCUGGGGCACAUGAAACUAGACUCCAAACUGACCAGCAGGACUUUCAUCAGAAUAGUAGACUCCUGGGUGGUUAAACAGGUGGUCUGGCUUUUGUUUCAGGAACUCUGUCUGUUUGGUGUCUACUGUUUGUUUUCUGUAUGUCUUGCAUACUUCUGUAUGUCUUGUUUGUUUUCGUGUAUGUUCAUGUUUAUCUUUGCUAUAGUAGCUCUGGAAAUACACAGAUGUCUGUUGUCCUUUUUAGUUAAGAAUCACAGGAGAACCUCAUCAAAACUCAAGCCCGAAGGAAACAGAUAAAAGCACGCUAACUUAAACAGUAACAUAAGACUCAAUAGCUUACCUGCAAUAACAAUUGCUUUCUCCAGCCUUUUUUACUGUACAAAGCCCAGUGUGAUACCUCAGGCUUGUAUAAUUAUAUUAUAAUUUUUAUGCAGGAUGGAGUCAUAUAAAUAUGACACAAAUGACCAUAUGUACCCAUCUGCACGUGAUAAAAUAUAAAUGACUAUUAUGAAAACGCACUGUGCACAGCUAUGAUAUGAAUUAUAUACAUAAUAUAAUGUGUAUUGUGAAAAAAAAAUUAGCAGGUAAUUCUGAAUCUGAAACUGUCUUAAAAACAUUUUGAUUGACAGGCAUGUGGCAGGUGUUUGCAACAGCUUAAUCAGCUUUACACAUCUAAAAUAGAUAUAGUGUGGCUGUAAGUAUGGAAUUAUAUUCAGUGCGGUUUUCUCAUGAAGGAAAUAAACUUUCAUCCAAACGGUCCUUGAGCACAUGAACCUGAGUAGUGAAUAUCUAUGGUGGGUUAAUUUUUCAAUCUGUGUGACUGCAUGUGUAAAUCUUGCAGGGGAAAUAGUGUCAUGUCCAUUCACUGUGAAUGUCAUGAUCCACUCUGGUCCUUCUUACUGUUGUAUUGGUGAGGAUGUUCAGUAAGGCUUUAAGGUUCAUUAAGGUUCCCUUAACUGACAUUAUUUAACGCAUUAUUUUACAUGAGCAAACCAAUAACACUUAUUAUUGGUUAUUUUUAAUAAUAAUAAUAACAUUAAUAAUAAUAACUUAAUGAACAUGUCUGCCAAUGUUCACUGGCAAAAUUCAGAACUGAAAAACAAGUUCCAAUAUUUAUACCCAAUAUUUAUACUAAACCAGCGUUCAGUAAGUUAUUAAUAUUUACUAACAUAAAUUUUUCUGACUUAUUUUAAACAUCAAUACAUACACAUAAUACAUGAUUUAAUUUAUUUUGUUACUUUGUUAAUAUUACUAAUGCUUUAUUAAUGCCAAAUUUAACAUUUGUUAAUGCUUAUUAAUGCAGUAAAUGAUGUUAGUUUAGUGAACCUUAAUGCUAAGUGUUAUCAAUAUUUAUGCUUUUGCAGUAAAUUAUUAAUGUAUACUGGAUUGUAGUAAUGUAAAUAACUAACAAAUAAAAUGAUAUU